AGGGAGGUUGGGGGGGGGGGCUGCUAUUACUAGUGACAGAAAACGGCAGCGAGCACAAACAGUCUGGAGGGGAGCUGAUGCGACAAGAUGCUGAGCGUCGCCCUGCUGUGUGUGUGCGCCGUCGCCUUCGGACGCGUCUCCGCUCGCUCCGACAGCGGCAAUUUUUUGGAUGAUAAGUGGCUCGCCGGGAGAUGGGACAAAUUCAGAGAUGAGCCUGGAACAUGGACCCCAUCCAAGCCCUUUGAUCAAGGCCUUGAUCCUGCCAAGGACCCCUGUCUGAAGAUCAAAUGCAGUCGGCACAAGGUGUGUGUGGCUGAGGAUUAUAAGACCGCCACUUGUGUCAGCCAGAGGAGAGUUAGUUUUAGAGAUGCCAAUUUGUACCAGAGUCCAGGGUCAAAGUGCAAACCCUGCCCUGUGGUUCACCCCUCUCCCGUUUGUGGAACUGACGGCCACACCUACUCUACAAAGUGUAAGUUAGACUACCAGGCAUGCAUCACGGGAAAGAAGAUCGCUGUGAAGUGUCCUGGCAUGUGUCCCUGCCCCUCUCAGCCUGAACAGAGCUCUGCAGAGAAGAAAGUGUGCAGUGAAUCGGACCUGAAGGAGGCGGUGAGUCGUCUGAGAGACUGGUUCAGAGUGCUGCAUGAGAACGGCAACCACAAGGGAGUCAAGAUCCAGAAGCCAGAGAAGAACAAGUUUGAGGUUGGGGCAUCGCCUAUUUGUAAAGACCCCCUGGGCUGGAUGUUCUCUCGCUUGGACACAAACUUUGACCUCCAGCUGGACCAAUCGGAGAUCAAGAGCCUUUACCUGGACAGGAACGAGCCAUGCUCUGAUACAUUCUUCAAAUCCUGCGAUACACACGCAGACAAAGUUAUAACCAGCUCUGAGUGGUGCACAUGCUUCCAGAGGUACACAGAUUCCCCUUGUAAAGCAGAGCUGUCCAGUAUCAACAAGAAGCAAGCGGGGAAGAAACUCCUCGGUCAGUAUCUGCCGUCCUGUGAUGAGGAAGGUUACUACAGGUCCCACCAGUGUCACAGCAGCAGCGGACAGUGCUGGUGUGUGGAUCGCUAUGGCAACGAGGUGGCUGGUUCGCGCACCCACGGCCCUGCAGACUGCGGCGUGAUUUUGGAGUCCUCUGGAGACCUCGGCAGCGGAGACUCGCUCCUCACUGAUGAUGAUGAAGGUUCGUUUGUCCUUAACGACCAGGCUAGGAUGGACGACGAGGACGACGAAGAUGAGGAUGAUGACGACGACAACGACGAAUAUCUGUCGUAAUUAAAAAAAAAAAAAAACAUAAAAAGAAAAAAGAGAAAACUGUUUUUUUGGUCAAUCUGCACGUUUCUAGGUGACUCCCCAGGCAGAUACUUAAUCGUACUAACAGCCUAUGGACUACUCUGUGUAUUGUUUGUUCACAAGUUAAAAAAAAAA
Molecule: messenger RNA, 1425 nt
Organism: Xiphias gladius (swordfish)
Lineage: Eukaryota; Metazoa; Chordata; Actinopteri; Istiophoriformes; Xiphiidae
Gene: spock3
Product: SPARC (osteonectin), cwcv and kazal like domains proteoglycan 3
Exons: 11
Coding region: 88-1272 (394 amino acids)
Molecular function (GO): calcium ion binding; protein binding
Source: RefSeq, a predicted model, not a curated record